This is a messenger RNA of Cucurbita moschata (crookneck pumpkin), 4493 nucleotides long. RefSeq names its product protein FRIGIDA-ESSENTIAL 1. The transcript is spliced from 6 exons. Gene Ontology annotation, molecular function: metal ion binding. Lineage: Eukaryota; Viridiplantae; Streptophyta; Magnoliopsida; Cucurbitales; Cucurbitaceae. The coding region runs from base 241 to 2481 and encodes 746 amino acids. The record is from RefSeq and is a predicted model, not a curated record.
AUUUACCGGUUGAUCAUCUUUUUGGAAGUACCCGAAGAACCCCCGUUCUGCAUUUUCCUCUUACUCGAUUUCUGCCAUUGAAAGUUCUAGGGAGAAGCUUUCCUUUGCAAACCCAGAACCAGGAAGUCGGAAGCUGGAGGCCCUAACUUUUGGAUUUAUCAUUGCCGUCUUCCCAGUAGCUUCAAUCUUCAAUAUGCAUAGCGAAUAAAGUAAGGUAAAAGGUGCAGUGAGAAGAGGGUUAUGCGCGGAAUUUUUAUCGAGCUUGAGUCAAGAGGACAUGCCCAGGUUCCUCGAAAGAAUGUGUACCUUGUAGAUGUUUGUAAUGAUAUGGACGCCAAGAGGCAUGACAAGCACUUGAGAUCAGAUACCAUUACUACCACUGGAAAUUCUGAAGUGAAAAAACUGUCCUCUGUAGGAGAAACUGAAAGUAAUGGCAAUAUUGAAUUUGCUCGUCUGUCAGGCGAGCCACUGACAAAAUUGGUGGAGCAAUCACAUGGAGAGUGCACGAAAGUUGAAUCAAGGAAGUGCCCAAAGGACAAGGAGACAGAAGAUCAAGAACUUACUGUUGGUGAUAAGGAUGUUGAGGCUUUGAGAAAUAACUUACCUAAAGAUUCUGGUGGCUCAAUUUAUAACAGCAAGGUUCCAUUGUGCAAUAGGGGAAUUAUAAAUGCCAAAGUCUCCAAUGGGUUAAGUGUUACUGUAGAGGAUUCUGAUAUUGGAUUAGAAAAUCACUUGGUUGGAGGGAAUAAUGGUAGUACGAAUCCUGAGAGAGAAAGUACGCAAACGGACAUGCAACUAGAGAAUGGAAAAAACCAAAUGGCAUCAAGAUCAGCUGCUUCAAAGAAGAGGACAAGAAAGUUGUCUCCUGGUGCUGAUGUUAAUAUUGAACAAAAACGCCCUGCUGCAGCUAUCUGUGACUUCUAUGCUAAAGGCUGGUGCAUAAAAGGUAGCUCAUGUAGCUUUCUACAUAUAAAAGAUAAUGCACACGCUAGUGAUCAGCAUUCAGAGGAACAUGCUGGUGCUGUAUAUUUGAAAAAACAAGUUCAGCCCAAUCAAGCAGGUUUGCAAUACAGUGCAGAUGCGUCAAAAUCACCAGUUUUUCAUCAUCCACCAAAUUCAUCUCUCCUAAAGGACUCUUCACUUUCUCUGAAAUUCGGCAUUUCUUCGGAAAGAACUUUAUCAAGGGACUUCACCGAAAGCAAAGGAUGGGAUGUGUUGCAUGAGAAAAAUAAGUUUUUAUUGCAUCAGAGGGAGGACUCACUUCUGAGGGAACAUCCUGACUGCCAGAAAUUACCUUCUACUGGUUUUGAUGUGUCAUUUCCCCUUAAUAGAGAGGGUUCGACAGCAAGGAAUGAUCAACCUCCUGAGUUUGGACCCUCUUCAGGUGGCUUCGCAAAAUUGAGUGUCAUGGAGGAACCGGCUAAUGUUGCAUGCCCACGUUUAUUGAACGAUUACCAUUCUCCAGUUUUGAGAAGUUCUUUGAAUUCAAAUACUACUCUUACAAAGGGUGGUAUUUUAUCAUCGCGCUUCACUACCUCUAAUGAUUCUUUUCCUUUUACACCUUCCUCAAGUGCAAGCUUCUUUGGUGCUCAGAAGAUGUCCAUUAUUGAUGGAGAACAUCGUGUUUCUAUGCCGGCUUCCUCCUUCAUGAGAAGUUCCCCAUUUUCUCCCUCUGAAUCAGAUAAUUCUUUAAUCAAUGCAUCAAUGAAUUCUUCAGAUUACAAAACAAAAUAUUCUUGUGACGAUUGGGAACCAUCUGAACCUUUUAGACCAUCCUUUUUUAUUCCUUCAAUAAAUACAGCAAGCCAGUAUGAUCCUUUCCUGGAUAGCAUUGAGUUACCGAGGAAAGUGGGUGGUUGUCAUAAUCCUUGGAGCUCAAAGCCGGAAUUUAAUGAUGAUACAAGUUCUUUGUCCUCUCACAAUAAAGCUGAGGAUAAGAAUGAAAAAGCUGGCCAUGUACAAGGCACGGAUUCACUUAUGUUAGAAGCAGAAAUACAAGGAUCUUCUGGUAUUGAUGGUUGCAAUGGUUCUAGGACUAGAGAGGAUGAUCAAAUUGGUCUCAUCCGUGAAAAAAAUGUCCCAAAAAAAAUGAAAACGGAUACUGAUGGUGAAAUAAAGCUUUCAAAUAUUGCAUUGCAUGAAAAGGAAUCUGAAGCAGAGAGUGAUAGACAACUUGGUGAUAUGGAUGGUAAGCAUCUCAUUGAUGGAAAUGUGCACAAAGAAUCAAAAGCAACUAGGCACUUUCGGUCUGCUCUCAUUGAAUUGGUGAAAGCAAUUUUGAGACCGAAGUGGCGUGAGGGUCAUCUGAAAAAGGAUGUGCAUAACACAGUUGUUAAGAAAACACUCGACAAGGUUCUAGGUACCCUACAACCUUUUCAAGUUCCAACUACAGUGGAAUCAGUUAAGCAGUAUCUUUCUUCAUCUCGUCCAAAGAUCGAGAAGCUUGUUGAGGGAUAUGUUAGUAAAUAUGGAAAAUCUUGAGAUGGAAGGCUAAUGCAUUCUCUCUUUGGUAAGUUUCCUAAGGAUUCUACAAUUUAGAAGCCUUGAAGAGUUUGUCAAAGGUUGUUUUACAAUCUUGAUUCUUGGAGACUUGACACUAGUUGUGAUGGUUAUUAUUCGACACAUUGUGAUAUUUUCUUUUCUUAAGCAUGCGUUCUUCCCUCAUUUUGUUCUGUUUAAUUCUGAUUGCAAGUUUUGUUCGAAAAUAGUUCUUAUCGUCAUAUAACCUGUAAAUCUAGUGUUGAUUGUAAAUAAUAAAGCCCAUUCUUCACUUAGUCAGGUGAAAUUCUUCUCUCCAAUCAAACAAAAUAAUGGUAAUAAACAUCCACUUAUUAGAAAUUACUAAAUUUCUAGUUCAACGAUUUCCAACUUGAUUGAUUCUAGCUUUCACUAAUUAUUCUACUUCAUGUAAGCAGUAGGGAAUGGUGUUAAUUUGUUUUAAUUUACUCAUUCUAGAAAUCUGAGAUUAAAAACUACAGAUCAAGUCAACUUUUUGGUUUUAGGGAAUGGUGUUUUCAUUCUAAUGAUUUUUUUUUUCCCCUUCUCUCUUUCCUUUUUUCCUUUUAAUUUAAGCCAAUUGGUGGUACUUUUUGUAAGCUCCUUCAGUUUUGGGUCAACUUACGCCUUAGCUCCCCAUAUUUUGUAUCUGUUUUUAUUGGUUAAUGAAGUCUCUUGUUUCUUAUUGAAAAAUAAAGAUUGAUAACUUUUUGUUCUUAGUUGUAGUGCUUCGGAGCCUGUGUUUAGAAAGUUAGCAAAGUAAUCUCCUUACCGUUAUUUUCCGUAUCUAAUUUCAGCUAUGUUUUUCUUACUGAUAUGGACUUGCUGAAAUUUUGAAGUGCAUUUUGUCCGAGAGAAAUUAAAUAUUAUGUUUUCUCGUUGAAAUAUUAUCUUUUAGUUCCUCAACUAUGUAUUGUUAAUCAUUCAUUAUUUUAUAAAAUCUCGAUUGCUAUGAAGCAUAGGCUAUAGAGACAUGUACACAUAUGUACACAUAUGUACACAUAUGUACACAUAUACACAUUUUGAAGAGAGAGAAUGCACGAAGUUAAUACAAAAGAGUAGAGCCCAUCCAAAAGGAGCCAAAGGAUGAGGGAAAAAACCACAAGAAAAUUACAAAAAGGGGUCAAGUUCAAAAGGAUGAGAGAUAAAGGAUAACCACUGAAGUUGCUCAGUGGCGGAAGCCCAGAAGGAGUCAUUUAACCUAGCCAAAACCCGAACCUCCUCCUAGGGACUAUCUUUAUUACUAAUGACUCUCCUAUUUUUGCAAGCCAGAUGUUCCAUGAAGCUGCAAAGAAAGCUGCCUGCCUUAGAAACACACCCAAGGGUGUAAUAACAUCCUUUCCAUCAUAGUCCCGCACGAUCUGCUGCGAGCCAUCUUAGUUAAGAGUCCAAGAUUCUAAUUCUUAAAGUCACUGAAGCAAAUUGACAAUCCCAUAAAACAUGGUGUAGACUUUCUACAACCUCCUUGAUGUUACUGUGGAAAAUUUUUGUGGCAAAAAAUUUGACCUUUGAGAUCUGAAGCUUCCAAGGCUAGGGGAACAAAGACACUUGUAGGUUAAACCCACGCAAAAAAGAAUAAAGAGCUACAUGGCAUGCUAGAACACCAAAAGCAAAUAUCUUUUACUCUUGGACGGGAGCAAAAGUUGGCCAGCGAAGACGACAUGAUGUAAAUUUGGAUCCCGCUCAACUGACUGAGAAGAAGGUUUUUUUCCUAGAGGCAAGAUGCUUUGAAACCCUUUCAAUCAUUAGGUUCCAGGAGGAGGCACAAUUAGACAAUGAUUAAAAUAGCUUUUGUUAAAUGAUUUAAUGAAAAUUUUGUUAACUACAACUAUUAAAAUAGGUUUUUAUGUAAAGUUUUUAGAUUAAAAUAGAAUGUUGGAAAGUUUAGAGGUAAAAAUAGAGUAAGCAUGAAAGUUUAAGAGCUGAAGUUAGUUUUAUGUAUUUGUUUUUGCUUCAGUGUUCCAUGGACCUAUUAAUUAUUCAACUUAGUUCUACAA